GCCAUCGAAAUAUUAUGCCUCAGAACAUCCUCUACAAGACACUGCGCGAAGACAAGUACAAGUUUCAGCUCGCUGACUUUGGGUUCGCCAAUGAUUUCCGCCUUGCCACCACCUUCUGCGGCACCCCGUUGUACCAGGCUCCAGAGCUUCAAAGCCACUGGUCUCAGACUCCGAAGGUGGGUAUCUGGCCCCUGUUUGAUACGAUACUCGAGAUCCAUCCAAAGCUCAGAUUUCCACCGCCAGACUUCCGCGGUUAUUCCAUGUCCGAUGUUGCACGAGCGGUUCAGGCCUUUACCAGCUGGGAACCUCAGCUCGAGCCAAUGGCAAGCAUCGACCCAUCGCGCCGAGCGUCCACCGCUCAGAUGCUCGUCAAUUUGUUGAAGGAGAAGCUCGGACCCCAAGCAAUACGCCACGUGCAGCCAACGCCUCGCCAACGCAUCAUCGAAUACCCCCCAAACACGGCGCGCCAACCGCCGGGCCUCACAGCCGGCUCCCUCCCGGGGCCGCUCCAAACCCACGAAACCCCGCGGCCAUUACCACAGCCCACACGGCCCGAGCGGGCGGGCAUCGGUAUCAGGAAAGAGCUGGUUGUGGACCCCGAACCGCAGGGGCGGCUACGCCAGGCAAUCCAGGCGCAAGGAACAGCCGCCACGACCAAGCGACCCCCCAAACUUUUCGACUGCGACCGCUCUACCAUCCCGUAUCCGGUCAACCAUGGGUGGAGCGAUUUGGCGCGUGGGCUUUGGCAGUCCGGUUCUCCAAGUGCAGCGCGACAGACCGGCUUCGUCGAUCAGCUCAAACUUGGUGGCUUCGGCACGGCGGCUCGCUAUAACCACACCCACGGCAAAACGGAGAAGUGGGCAGGCGGCUCGAGACCUUCCGGCGCGAAGGAUGCGAAUAACUCCAAGCCCACGAGAAACGAUCAGGGCACAGUGUGGAGGCCGAAGCCCAGAACCCCUCUCGAUGGGCCCUUGAAAACUGUCGAGUCUGAUGUUGGGAUCGUGUUUUGGAACAGUCGUCAGCUCAGCGUCCGUCUCGCGGGCGAAGGUGACGCCAACCAUGACUUCCCCGUGUCCACCCUCUGGCUGCGCGACUCGUGCCCCUGCCAUCUUUGCGUCGACCCCGACUCUGGCCAAAAGAAUUUUUCGACAACCGACCUUGCGGACGAGCCACAGAUCGAUCAUGCUGAGCUGAACCCUGAUGGCUCUCUCAAGAUAGUCUGGGCGAACGACCACCCGAGCGGGGACAGCCCGCACACCAGUGUUUUCCCUGUCGAAGAUGUGACGGGCUGGUCGAAUGAGCGGCCAUGGCAGAGGGGACGAACCGCCAAAACCCACAACCCCAGCCGUGUCUGCUGGGAUCGGGCCGAGUACGAAGCCCUGCUGGCCGAGGGCCGUUGCCGCGUCAGUUACAAGGACUGGAUGGAGGAUGACGAUGCCUUCUGGAGCGCCCUCACCGACCUGCGCCACACUGGACUGAUUUUCGUCACCGACGUCCCUCAGGACGAGACCGAGGUUCAGCGCAUCGCAAGCCGCAUCGGCCCGCUGCAGUACACCUUCUACGGCUGGACUUGGGACGUCAAGUCGAAGCCGCAGGCGGAAAACGUGGCCUACACGAGCAAAUUCCUGGGCCUGCACCAGGACCUCAUGUACCACGACCCGAUCCCAGGCCUCCAGUUGCUUCACUGCCUCUCGAAUAGCUGCGAGGGUGGCGAGUCGCUGUUCAGCCACGGUAUCCGCGCCGCAUACGAGCUGAAGGUAAAGUCGCCUCACUUCUAUGGUUUCCUGGUAAAGGCCGGGGUUUGGUUUGGCUACCGGAAAGGUGAGCACCACUACCAUGCGCUGCGCAAUACCAUUACAAGAGGGCGAGCCGGCACUCCCAAUGAGACAAACUGGGCGCCGCCGUUCCAGGCACCCUUUCCACCUGGGUUCCCGCGGCUCGAUCGGUGGAAGCGCGCCGCGACCGCUUUCCAGAGAAUCGUCGAAUCCGAGAGCAACAUGGUCGAGGUGAAGCUCAAAGAGGGCGAGUGCGUCAUCUUUGACAACCGCCAGAUUUUGCACGGACGACGGCAGUUCGCCACGGCCGAGGGCAGCCGGUGGCUCAAGGGGGCCUACAUCACGCAGCAAACGUACCUCGCCAAAGUCACUGAACUCGAGGAACUUUGGCUGUCGGCCGGUAUGGAUAUGCCGUGGGAGCGCACAGGGCAAGAGGAGGAGGCACUUAUCAAGGCAUCUCUGGAGGCACGGAAGUCAGCUGCAGGCGGAGCGACACAGGCUCCCUUGGCGUCAGACCAGGUUGCCUAG
Parathielavia appendiculata is the source of this 2303-nucleotide messenger RNA. RefSeq names its product Clavaminate synthase-like protein. Gene Ontology annotation, cellular component: mitochondrion. Gene Ontology annotation, molecular function: oxidoreductase activity; ATP binding; protein kinase activity. Lineage: Eukaryota; Fungi; Ascomycota; Sordariomycetes; Sordariales; Chaetomiaceae. The transcript is spliced from 4 exons. The record is from RefSeq and is a predicted model, not a curated record. The coding region runs from base 15 to 2303 and encodes 762 amino acids. Gene Ontology annotation, biological process: carnitine biosynthetic process; protein phosphorylation.